AUGAUGGUGACGAUGGAUGCCACCUUCGAAUUGAUUAUCCCCACUCCUUCUGCUAGAAUUUUACAGCCUGCACUGGACAAAUUCUUGAGAUCACUUCUAAAAGAACAAGUGGAUAUACAAGCACUUGCACAUGCUUUUGAGCUUACAAGACAAGGGGCAGUUGACAGCUUAAAAUUUGCAAAGGGUGAUCUAUUCCAAGCAUUUCAGAAUGAAGUGUGUCAGAUGAGAUUAGACACCACCAUGCUUGAUGAACUUAUUCAUGAGUAUUGUGUGUAUAGGGGCAUUGUCGGUGCUCCAAACCCUUCAUGUGAAGGAAUGAAGAUAGGACAUGAACCAUCAGAAUCGGAAUCCACUUUAUCUGUUGAAGCCAGAAAUGGAUCCAAUAAGCUUGCUAAUGCUGACAUGGAUUCACCUGGCACUGAAGAAUGAUACCCAUGUGGCACAAUGAGCAACAACCAUGAAGACUGUAGUACAAGUGGCAACAAGUGAGCAACAACCAUGUUUUUUUAAUGCAUUUAGCUUAUGAACUUUUAGGUUAACUACAGGAUGUAAGGAGAAUUAAUCAACUUCCAAUCCCUAUUACAAUAUGGAAAUAAAGGAUGCGUAUCUUACUCCCUGGAUGCUUAGUUGUAAUUAAGUUGAAUGGAAAUGCCAUAUGUAGGUGGUUACAGUCAUGAAAUACACUAGUUCUAGUAAUGUUUUGUAAAGAAAAAAUGAGCAAGUUUCAAGAUAAUAGAACACAUUUAUUGGAAGCUAAUAUGAGGUUUGAUUGAUUGUAUUGGGUUUGGUUUAGUUAUUGUAAUUUUAUUAAAACAUUA
Messenger RNA from Lactuca saligna, 818 nucleotides. The record is from the annotation of a GenBank genome assembly. Lineage: Eukaryota; Viridiplantae; Streptophyta; Magnoliopsida; Asterales; Asteraceae.